Momordica charantia (bitter melon) is the source of this 1140-nucleotide messenger RNA. Its product is annotated as hyoscyamine 6-beta-hydroxylase-like. The record is from RefSeq and is a predicted model, not a curated record. NCBI's taxonomy places the organism in Eukaryota, Viridiplantae, Streptophyta, Magnoliopsida, Cucurbitales, Cucurbitaceae.
GAGUUUCAUUUUUUGGGUGCAAAACGACGACGCAUCAGAUCGACCGUAGUAAUAUGGGAGAUCAGGUGAAUUUUGUGUCCAACUGGGUAGGUGUUGAAUCAGUGCCGGAAAGUUAUGUUUAUCCGCCGGAGAAGAGGCCCGGGAACGUUGCCGUUCCAGUGGAGAACGCCAUCCCGGUAGUUGAUCUUACCGACCAUGACCGAGCCUUUCUCGUUCACAAAAUCCUUGAUGCUUCCCAAGAGUUUGGAUUUUUCCAGGUGAUAAACCAUGGAGUGUCGAAAACGUUAAUAGAGGAGACGAUGAGGGUAUUCGAGGAAUUUCACGCGAUGUCGGGACCGGAGAAAAAGAGGGAAUGCUCCAAGGACCCCAACAGAAGUUGCAGAGUUUACACCAGCAGUGAGAAUUUUGUGAAGGAAAAGACUCACUGCUGGAGAGAUGCAUUGAUCUUCAAUUGCCAUCCUUUGGACAAAUAUGUUCAUUUUUGGCCUCAAAAUCCCUCCAAUUACAGGGAGGUGGUCGGAGCGUAUUGCAUUGUGAUGCGAAAGCUGGUUGUGGAAAUAUUAGAGCUUAUAAGUGAAGGAUUGGGACUUGGGAAAGGAUACUUUGGGGAUGAGAUGAGUGAGAAUCCAUUGUUGUUGGUAAACCAUUACCCUCCAUGCCCAAACCCUAGCUUGACUUUGGGAUUGAGCCAACAUUGUGAUCCAUCCCUCAUCACCAUCUUGUUUCAACAAAUAAAUGGCCUUCAAGUCCUCAAGGAUGGCCAAUGGAUCGGCGUUCAUCCAGUAGAUAAUGCCUUUGUGGUUAACAUCGGCUUCGUUUUACAGGUGGUAAGCAACGGAAAGCUGAAAGCAGGAGAACACCGAGCCGUGAUAAAUGCAAAGAUGUCUCGACAAAGCAUAACGUAUCUAGUUUAUCCUAAAGAUGACGCGACUAUGGAACCAGCAAAAUGUAUGAUAAAUGAGGCCAAUCCUUCACUCUAUCACUCCCUCCAGUUCAAAGACUUCCAAAGAAACUACUUACCCAUGGCUGCUGAUACUAAGGCAGUCAUACAGUAUAUUAGCUCUGAUCACUCUUAAAACUCUUUCUUUCUUUCAUAUCUAAUACUCUUACUCUUUUAUCAUAAUGUAAACAAGAACAUCA